Molecule: messenger RNA, 5523 nt
Organism: Astyanax mexicanus (Mexican tetra)
Lineage: Eukaryota; Metazoa; Chordata; Actinopteri; Characiformes; Acestrorhamphidae
Gene: syt17
Product: synaptotagmin XVII
Exons: 8
Coding region: 268-1713 (481 amino acids)
Biological process (GO): cellular response to calcium ion; calcium-ion regulated exocytosis; regulation of dopamine secretion
Cellular component (GO): membrane
Molecular function (GO): calcium ion binding; calcium-dependent phospholipid binding; phosphatidylserine binding
Source: RefSeq, a predicted model, not a curated record
AAGAGGAAGAGAGAGAGAGAGGCAGGGAGAGGGAGGAGGGGGCUAGUGGUCAUCAUCAGUCCUCUUACAGCAGAUAUUUGUAAGGAUGGAUGGUGGAACUGGUCCAGUUCAGUUUUACUGAGAGGUUUUAUCCUCCAGUUUCACUGUUCCUCUGUUCUUUUCAGUGUUUCUGCGUUUAGUUUCUGUACUUUUGAGUGAAGCUGGAUGUAGAGAGCACGAUGGUGCUGUGGGAAGGAAGUGAAAAGGUGGGACGAGACUGAGGACAGGAUGGCGUACACACAGUUGGAACCCGUCAAUGAGGGUCUUCUGUCCAGACUGUCAGACCUGCUGCUGUGUCGCUGGUCGUGCCGGGCGUGCUGGCAGUGGUGUUGGGAAUGCAGCUGUUGCCAGUCCUCUGAUGAAGAGGUGGAAAUUUUGGGGCCGUUUCCUGCACAGACUCCAUCCUGGCUUGUCAACGACUGUAAUGAUGAGAAAGAUUCAAACUCCCACCUCAUUGGUCGUGAAGAUGCCCCUCCAGUCCAGAACCGCAGCAGCAGCAGUAACAGCAGCACGAGCCCCAGCCGCCGACGCUCCAGCUCUGAAAACUCACGCUCCACCUUCAGCCUCGCCCGUCAGCUCUCCUCUCUGGACGCCCGGCGACCCAGCUCUCCUCUGGUGGACAUGAAGCCCAUUGAAUUUUGGGCCAUGGGCCCCAGAAAGGAGGUGGUGCAGCCCCUGCGUAAACCACAGACCCCCCCAGACGACUACUUCCGCAAGCUGGAGCCCCGGCUGUACUCGGUGGACUCGGGUGGGGAUGACGUGGACUCUCUGACAGACGAGGAGAUCCUGCUGCGGUAUCAGCUGGGCAUGCUGCACUUCAGCACACAGUACGACCUCAUCAACGCGCACCUGAGCGUACGGGUCAUAGAAGCACGUGACCUGCCUCCUCCACUCACCUGCGACGGAGCCAGACAGGAUAUGGCCCACUCCAACCCCUACGUGAAGAUGAGCCUGCUGCCCGACCACAAGAACUCACGCCAGACCGGCGUCAAGCGCAAGACCCAGAACCCUGUUUUUGAAGAGCGCUUCACUUUUGAGCUGCCCUUUCUGGAGGCGCAGCGCAGGACCCUGCUGCUGUCCGUCGUGGAUUUUGACAAGUUCUCGCGCCACUGCGUUAUCGGGAAGGUGGUGCUUCCUCUAAGCGAGGUUGAUCUGGUGAAGGGGGGGCACUGGUGGAAGGCCUUGGUCCCCAGUUCUCAGAAUGAAGUGGAGCUCGGUGAACUCCUGCUGUCCUUGAACUACUUGCCCAGUGCUGGCAGGCUGAACGUGGACGUCAUCAGGGCCAAGCAGCUGCUGCAGACUGACAUGUGCCAGGGCUCAGAUCCCUUUGUGAAGGUGCAGUUGGUGGCAGGACUAAAGCUGGUAAAGACUAAGAAGACGUCCUGUAUGAGAGGCACCAUCGACCCCUACUACAACGAAUCCUUCAGCUUCCGGGUAUCUCAUGAGGAACUGAGUGAGGUUAGCCUCGUGUUCACAGUUUAUGGGCACAAUGUGAAGACCAGUAAUGACUUCGUGGGCCGCAUAGUGAUUGGUCAGUUUUCUUCGGGCCCUGCAGAGACCACACACUGGCGAAGGCUACUGCGCUCCCAGCGGACCCCCGUGGAGCAGUGGCACAGCCUACGGUCUCGAGCCGAGUGCGACCGGGUCUCUCCGGCAUCCCUCGAAGUCACAUGAUUAUGACCUGGACAUCUGGUUGGUGGAGGCAGAACAGUGACAGGACUGUGCGUUGAAAGUUGAGAAGCUUUUGGGGUUUUGACAAACUUUUUAAGGAGAAAGUGGUGAGAGUUUAUAAGUAUGUCAUUUUCGAACUCUGAAGACCUCAACGUUUGGAGGACCAACAUGUACUGUAGGUAGAGUUUCUUACUAUCAAACCAUAGAUCCAGAUCUGUGGACUCGGGUUGUUCUGACCUCGUUACCCCUUUUUCCACAGCAGCUACAACAGGGGAGAUUUAGUCUACUGGAAACAGAAGGCCUGGUGGUGUUUUUCCACCAUCCCUACCGAGCAGGAACUCGCCGUCCACAUUUUCUCUUUAUCACAUUGAUACUAUCUUACAGGACAGCUCAAUAACCUCAUCAUCGCCCGCCUGCCAGACGCUCAGCUGGACUCAGCUGGACACCGGAGCAGCCAGAGCUCCCUCCUCCUGCUGGCAUGGGGUGCAGUGUUGUUUUCACCACAUCGCUUCAACACGGUUGCUGAUAAUCAGUUUGGACGUAGUUCAAAGUUAAUCCGAAAGCAAUCUACAUUUCGUAUUUGAUUUUUUUUUUACAGUCUCACACCAAAGCUUCUGUUUUCAUGACUUUACUGUGUUAAUGCUGCCCUUCGUCUGUGUGUGUGUGUGUAUAUGAGUGUGUUUUUGUGUCCGCCAAAUCAACGUCUAAUGUUCACACUGUAUGUUUGCACUUCUAAUAGCAAUCGCAUUCUGCGUGCCCACGUUUGAAUGUGUUGGUGUUUGUUGCUGUUGUGCAGAGGUGACUAUUUUUGCAGGGUUUAGAGAAAACACAGUGCCAUUCAAAGAGAAAGGAGCAAAUAAAGCCAACUUUCUCUAGUUUACUCCUUAAAAAACCCUUAGACCCUUCAUUUAAGCCCACCUAUACUUUGUUAACACUUUGUAUUAACAUCAGUUUUAUAAGGCCUGGAGUAAAGCCUUAUGGAACUUCACCAGAUUUGGUAAACCUGAAUGACUGUAGAAAACAUGAACACUGCAGUGUUUCCCAAAAUGGAAAGCUCAUCUGCUUGCUGGUUGCAGUAGAAUGUGCAGCUCUACACAUCUCUAUAUGUUUUAUUGACAUAUUAAUAACCUUAUCAAGAUUUUGUUCUCUAAAUCUUAAUGAGGUUAUUAAUUAAUCACAACAACAUAUCAGCAUGGCCAUUUUUGCAUUCUUAGUAAAGGCAGUGAGUAUUUGAGUUAGGUAAAGUGAUCCAGACUAGUGCUGGCUAAUACGGCUAACAUGCUAUAUGUGAACUGGUUCACAGAUGUUCACUAUUGCAGCAGCAACCAUUAUGACCAAUAACUGUAUAUAAACAUGGACUGUGUCUGUCAAAAUGUCUCUCAAAAUUUUAAAAGUCACUACAUAUCUUAUGUGACUGCUGGAUGCUUGCAGACAGUGUAUAGUGUACCUCCGCCUAUCUCCAUAUGUUUCAAAGACAAAACAGCAUAUUUUAUAACCUAUUUUUUCCAUUAAACUGCCUUCCAUAUCUUCAGUAUCUAAUCCAAACUAUAUUAAUAUUGCCAUGUUUUGUAUUUUUCCCAAGAAAUAAAAUCCUGCUAUUUAAUGAGAAGGUGGAGUUACACUUAGGAACAAAGUGACUUACAGCCUUGCCAGGAAGAGAACAGUCAUCUGCAGGCUCUGCAUCAUAGUAUAUCUGUUAAUUACGUGGAGUAACAUGUCCAUGUGGGAUCUAAAGGGGUUAAACAUUCAUCCAUCUGGGUUGUACAGCGCACAUGGGGCCUAGUUUGAGUUUUGAUUAAGAUGGGAUAAGGUACAAAUACAAACAAACCCAAUCAGAGCCCAUGCUCACCUAAAACCCACCUAACCUACAUUUAACUCAUAUGAGCCCCACAUGAGAAUAUUGACUGGGUGACAGACACUUUUUGGCCUUUAUUUCUGUAGAAAGAAAGUGAAUGGGACUAGUACCCAACCCACUCAUUAGGACACCCCCUAUCACUAGAGAUGCCCCAACACCAGGAGGGUAAAGACUAGCACAUGCCUCCUCUGAUACAUGUGAAUUUAGCCACCACCUCUUUUCCAACUGCUGCUGAGGAGCAUUGCCGAGUAGCAUCACAGCACAUUCGCAGAAAAACGCAGCGACUCGGUUCCGAUACACCAGCUCACAGAUGCCUUGUGCUGAGUGACAUCGCCCUUUAAAGAGAUGUAGGGAUUUGAUGAGAAGGUGGGGUUACUCUUAGGAAUGAAGUGAUUGACAGUCUUUCUGUUUAUUACAUGGAGUAGUUGAAUUACACAAACUGCACUUUUACUGUAGCAAUGAAAUAAAACACUAAAUGAACUCUAAGAUAAAUGAAGGAAGUCUGAGACACACUUAGUCCCAAUCCCAUUUCACCCCUUGGCCCUACCCCUUGUUUUUGGAUGUAACCCUUCCCCUUGGAACAGAGUUAAAGGGGAAGGAGUGAAAUCCUCCACCCUAAGAAUUGGGACAACCCUUCAAGCAUUGGCUACAUCAUCAGGAGCGCUAAAGUUUAGUAACUUAGCCCUUUUUAAGGCAUUGUAUGUCUACAGAAAGGGGGGAGAUGGUUCAGAAAUUAAUUAUUAUUGUCCAUUUCUUAAUUUUUCUGUUAUAGGGAGCUAAAAUGAGCUUUGAUAAGCUUUUACUUUACUUUAUUUUUCUGUUCCGCCUUAAAUGCUGCAGCCCCUGCCGGUUGUUGCACUAUUUAAGGUGGAGCGGGAAAGUUAGCUAGCUAGCUACCUUCAGAGACAAAUUAAUAGCGAUCUUUUAAUGCUUGUUAUGAAACAAAUUGGCCAUAAAACAUUGAAACUGCUUAUUAAACUAUGGUAAUAUAGUUCUAAUCAUCACUUUUAACAAAGAAAAUGUUUACAUUUAUGGGUUUCUUACCAGUGAUUCACAUACCCCUUUGUUUUAAGUGUGCAUCUGAAAAAUCUCUCAAUGAAGGGCUAACAAGCCCUAUCCCUUCCCCCUACCCUCCAACCUAAUGAGAAUCGGGGGACCCCUACCUCUCGUAAGGGGUAAGGGGUAGGGCCAAGGGGUGAAAUGGGUUUGGGUCUUAGUCUUGGAGAAGUAGCUUGGUCUACCGAAUGAGUCAAAGCGUUUUGUCCACAGGUUCCAUGUUGGCCCCACAUAUGAUAUGGCAUCAGUGAAGGGACCAAAGGGAGGCUUUUUUCAAAAAAGAGCCUGUGCCCAUCUAAAACCCACCUAGCCCAUGUUUAACCCAUGUGAGCCCCACAUGAGAAUGUUGGCUGGGUGGUCUCUACUGAGCUCUUGUUGCAAAUUUGACAUGUUUUUGGCUUCAUUUCUAUAGAAGAGAAAAGAAUGGAAGCACUUUGUCCUUGUUUUCUUCAGUCAUUGUGCUAAACCAAAUGGUCACCAAAUAAUUCACUAUAGUUUCUGAAUUUAGCUCAAUGGCAGAAAUAAAUAAAUCUAGGGGUUCAAGGGGUUUAACGCUCACCUUUCAACGUUGACCAACAGUCCAGAGUCCAUGUGUGGUCCAAAUGUUGCUGUGAUGUAUUUUUUGUGCUACCUCCUCUUCGUCUGUAUGUGCAGUAUGUCUGUCUGUUUGUUGGUCUGUCUAGUUAGUAGAUGGAUCUAGAUUGGUCUUGUUGGAGGAUUGAUAGUGUAGUGUAGAACUCAAAGUGCAAUCAGAAGCAUUGCUGUAUCCUGUCUCCUUACGCUUCAUGUGCCUAGUCGUGAACUGUUCCAGGUAUAGAGGCACUUUGUAUGUAUAUAUGUAUGUAUGUUAUGUUAGUGUACGACUUUGAACGUGAAAAUGAUUCUAUAUAUAUAUAUAUAUA